Lycium barbarum (goji berry) is the source of this 699-nucleotide messenger RNA. RefSeq lists its product as uncharacterized. NCBI's taxonomy places the organism in Eukaryota, Viridiplantae, Streptophyta, Magnoliopsida, Solanales, Solanaceae. The transcript has 2 exons. The record is from RefSeq and is a predicted model, not a curated record. Bases 1 to 699 code for a protein of 232 amino acids.
AUGGAGUAUCUAGUGGAUAAAUCACAAUCUGUAUUUGUUCCUGGUAGAGUAAUCACUGACAACAUUAUCCUAAGCCAUGAACUGGUUAAAGGAUAUGGCAGGAAAGGAGUUUCUCCAAGGUGUAUGAUGAAAUUAGAUAUGCAGAAGGCAUAUGACUCCAUCGAAUGGGACUUCCUGGAGCAGAUACUAGAUAGUCUGGCUUUUCCCAGAGUGUUUGUCAAAUGGAUCAUGCAAUGUGUCAAAAUAGUCUCAUACUCCAUACUGAUAAAUGGACAGCCUACUAUGCCAUUUCUAGCUUGUAAAGAGCUAAGGGGAGAUACGGGCUCUAUGAAGUUAAUGUAUAAAUGCUUCCUGGACUUCUCACAAGCCUCUGGCUUAAAGGUUAAUAAAGCAAAGAGCUCCAUCUUCUUUGGAGGGGUCCCUCAUGAAAUACAGGAGGAGAUACUUGCUGAGCUUGGAAUGUCAAACGGAGAACUACCUGUGAGAUACCUUGGAGUACCAUUAAGUACAAAAAGGAUCUCAGUUGCACAAUGUCAGCCAUUAUUGGAUAAGAUGGUAGGAAGAGUUACUUCAUGGACAGCAAGAUUCCUAUCAUAUGCUAGAAGAUUACAAUUAAUCAAGAGUGUUCUGUUCUCCAUACAAACAUUUUGGGGGCAAAUCUUUAUCCUCCCAAAGAAGAUUAUCAGAAUGAUAGAGUAA